Magnusiomyces paraingens is the source of this 1464-nucleotide messenger RNA. RefSeq lists its product as uncharacterized. Gene Ontology annotation, molecular function: phosphoprotein phosphatase activity. The record is from RefSeq and is a predicted model, not a curated record. NCBI's taxonomy places the organism in Eukaryota, Fungi, Ascomycota, Dipodascomycetes, Dipodascales, Dipodascaceae. The transcript has a single exon. Bases 1 to 1464 code for a protein of 487 amino acids.
AUGAAUCAAUUGCUGAGAUCUCUGGGACAGACUUCGCGCAUGGUUGCUGCCAGAUCAUCGGCAACUGCUCGUUUGUCUGUCACCGCCGCUCGCCCAGCAACAAUGACCGCAGCAGUCCGCUUUUAUUCCAAGGACUCUAAGGAUUCUCUUCUUUCCGACGAUAUUCUGGCCAAAGCCGGCAUUGAUUCUUCCAGCAAGGCCGAAUCCAGCAAUAGUACCAGCAACACCAGCAGUCAAACAAAGGACCCUGAAUCCGACUCUUCACCCCACACAUCUGAGGAACAACGACAGCACUGGAAGGAUACUGCCAAGCGAGCAUCAAACAAGACUACAACUGACUUGAAGCGUGAAAAACAUUCCAACUACUUUUACCUGGCAUCUCUGGGAGCUCUUGUGGGUGGCAGUAUAUACCUUACUCGUGACUGGGACGAUGCCGAAGAGGAGCUGAAACACAAGGACGUUCCUAACGGAUACUCUGCAGACCUGUGCUGGGCUCGUUUCAAGACCCGUUUGGGUGGUGUUUUUGGGUUCUUCAACGAACCUGUGUUUGAUAAGCUUCUUCCGGACCCCCUCCCAGCUCCAUACACCCCUCCCUUGACUCUUGUUUUAGGUUUGGAUGAUGUUCUUGUCCACUCUGAAUGGUCACGCCAGUACGGCUGGAGAACAGCCAAACGUCCUGGUCUCGACUACUUUUUGGGAUACCUUAGCCAAUACUAUGAGAUUGUUCUUUUCUCAUCCAACUACAUGAUUAAUUCCGAAAAGGUUGUAGAAGGCAUUGAUAAGUACAAGGCUUACAUCACCUACAGACUGUACCGUGAGGGAACUACCUACCGCAAUGGCAAAAUCAUUAAGGAUCUUUCUCUCUUGAACCGUGAUUUGGGAAAGGUGAUUAUGAUUGACUGUCGUGAGGACUCGUAUGCUCUGCAGCCAGAGAAUGCUAUUCCUCUCAAGCCUUGGGAGGGCAAUGCUGAUGACAAGGAACUUAUCAAGCUGAUUCCAUUUUUGGAGUGGCUUGCCACGCAACCCAUCAAGGACGUGCGCCCGAUCCUCAAGUCGUUUGAAGACAAGUAUAUUCCUGACGAGUACCAGCGUCGUGAAUCCAUUGUGCGCAAGAAGUUUGAGGAUGAGUGGUAUGCUGAGCAAGCGAAGCGUCAAAAGAACGAUUGGGCUUCUGCAUUUUUGGGUAUUAAGCCUCCUACUCAGGCCGCACCCAUGAUGCCUCAGGAUUACAUUCGCCAGGAGGCCCAGAAGAGAUAUGAAUUCAUCCAAAAUGAAUUGGCUGAGAAGGGUGAAAAGAUGUUGGCUGAUGAAAAAGCUUAUGAGCAGAAGAUGUUGAGCGAGCAGCGAUUUACACUCAACAAGCUUGUGACUGAGGGUUUGCCCAAGCCUGAGGAGAUCCAAGCUGCCGCUCUUGCAGCUGAGCAGAAGAUUAAGGAGGAACAGAAGCAGCAGGGACAGAAGUAG